This is a messenger RNA of Aedes albopictus (Asian tiger mosquito), 5168 nucleotides long. RefSeq lists its product as uncharacterized. NCBI's taxonomy places the organism in Eukaryota, Metazoa, Arthropoda, Insecta, Diptera, Culicidae. The coding region runs from base 420 to 5168 and encodes 1582 amino acids. The transcript is spliced from 3 exons. The record is from RefSeq and is a predicted model, not a curated record.
GUUAGCACUGGCAGCCCUUCCGUGACCACUGUUGACGUCUUCGGUGACGGACAGCGACCUUCACCAUGACACGUCUGCGCAAACGUCAGAACUAAAGCAGAGUGAAAACAGAUAUGCUACAUGUGAAACUACAAACCAAUUAAUUUUCCUAAAUUUCUUAUAUUUUCUACUAUUCUAUUGAAUUUGUUUAUUUGAGUGCCUAAAUUUGAUUGAGCAAGCAAAGUGCAGCUUCUAACCUCUGUUGUUCGAGGAAUAAAAAAAACUAAUGAGUCACUGAAUGUGUAAGCCCCUUUUGUAGUACAAACCUCAAUGAAUCUAUAAACUAAAUAUAUACUCUAAUUGCACCUUAAAGCAAUCGCUGAAAAGAUCCGUGAUUUUCAUUUCGUUCCCGAACAAACUUUAAGACAUUCAACCACAAGAUGUCUGAGUCCCGUGAUAAGACACCGGAUAACAGCAACGCAUAUAGCUGUGUUGCCUGUCAAAGGCCGGACUCCGCUGACAACAUUGUUGCCUGUGAUAAGUGCUCCGAUUGGUGGCAUUACUCCUGUGCCGGCGUAACAGAUUCUGUGAAGACCGCGAAAUGGUUGUGCCGAAAUUGCUUCCCACAAGCAGCCCAGUCAGUUUCCAACGCCUCGACAUCAGCUUCCCGGAAAGCUCGCUUAGAACUGAGCAUGAAGCGCCUGGAGGAGCAGCGAGAGCUGGACAAGAAACUAAUGGAGCUGGAACUGGAAAAGAAAUACUUGAAGCAAAAGUACCAACUAUUGGAGGAGACGCUGCAGGAAGAGUUUGAAACUCGAAGCGUCCGUUGUCGGGUCAACGAGAUAGAGUCUCGGCAGAACAACGUUAGGCGAUGGGUGGAACAACAAGCAUCCGAGAAAUCAGCGGCCAAGGAAGAUGAUGUCCCCGCAGUCACGUCGGAUAACCGACAGGAUGUUCACCAAGGUCCACCGGUUCACAUCACGGACGUGGAAGACGGAGCAGUAGGCGGGGUCGAUUGUGCGAUUAGAGAUCCACAAGCCGUCCCUGGAAGCAAUGCCUUCGGUAAUCUCCGUCGCACUUUGCAGAACUGCAAGCAGGACCAGCCAACGCUGCAGCAACUGCAAGAAUUGCAAGAGCAAUUAAAAAUAUGCCAGCUUCAGUUGCAACAACAAUCUACUCCUAUUUCUUCAAGACGCCCGGACGUUUCAAAGGGAGCCAUUCGCAAAACGCACCGGGAUGAGAUCGUCAGGCCCGCCGAAGAUAUGCCGCGUUCGGCGGUACCAAACCCCAUGGUGCAUGAGGCCCAUGAUCAACACAGAAAUCACCGUUAUCCGGAGCCGCUCCGGAAUCCAAAUCAGUUUGCUCCCUCCGUUCCGCUUGUACGUCAUCGUGUAGAAGUACCGAUUCCGUCCGUUAGCUCGUUGGUUCCUCGUGGCCCGUCUCCCGAACAAAUUGCCGCUAGACAAGUGAUGACCCGUGACUUGCCGGAAUUUACUGGCGAUCCCGAAGAGUGGCCAAUGUUCGAGAGUAGCUUUAACAAUACGACUGCAGCUUGCGGCUACAACCAUGCCGAGAAUCUCUCUCGGCUCCAGCGGUGCCUGAAAGGCGCUGCACUCAAGUCAGUCAGGUAUUACCUGAUGUCGCCGGAAUCGGUUCCGGACGUCAUGAAGACAUUAAAAAUGCUUUAUGGCCGCCCGGAGAUGAUAGUCAACAAACUCAUUAGAAACGUUCGUGAAACUCCAUCUCCGAAACCGGAGAAAUUGGAAACGCUGAUUGAGUUUGGGAUGGCCAUUCGCAACUUAACCCAGCACCUAAUCGCCGCCGGUCAGCAGUCACAUCUGUCCAACCCAAUACUGCUGCAAGAACUGGUGGACAAACUUCCUGCAGGUGUCAAAUUGCAAUGGGCGCAGCAUCUCCAGAAUCAUCCGGUCGCAUCACUACAGAUUCUCAGUCAGUUCAUGACAACUGUCGUGGAUUCUGUCAGCAAGGUUGUCGUGUAUGUUGGUGAGCCAAUACAGAAGCACGAAAAGUCCAAAAUCCGUGAGAAAGGGUUUCUUCACGCCCACGCUGAAGCAAAUGGAGCAGGUGCUUACGCUGCGACAAAACGUUGCCCAAUAUGCACCAAAGAUGAUCAUCGAGUUCCAGAUUGCACCUCGUUUAAAAGAAUCAGUGUCGAAAAUCGGUGGAAGAGCGUUACAUCCCUGAAACUCUGCCGUUGUUGCUUGAACUUCCAUGGUCGUCGAACAUGUAAAAGUACAAAUCGCUGCGGAGUCAAUGGCUGCGAGCUGCGACACCAUCCCCUUUUGCAUUCACCACCUCCAACAUCCACAACUACGGGCAAUCAGCGAGUGACCCAGUCGUCCGAAAAUCACGCUCAUCACCACUGUGGACAAUCCGUGUUGUUCAGAAUUAUACCUGUGGUACUACACGGACCUUCCAAAUCGAUGACAGUUUUCGCCUUUCUCGACGAGGGAUCCUCAGCGACACUCAUCGAGCACGACCUUAUCGGACAACUGGGGAUUGAAGGACAAAAUGCUCCACUGUGCCUCACGUGGACGGCAAACAUGUCCCGGCUGGAAUCGAAAUCGCAACUGGUUUCUCUGGACAUUUCCGGAAUUGGUCAACAGAAAAGAUAUCAACUUGCGAAUGUCAGGUCCGUUGAAGUCCUCAAUCUGCCCCGCCAGACCUUACGUUUUGGAGAACUGCAAAAAAGCUUUCGACACUUGGCUGAUCUUUCAGUUGAUAGUUAUGAGGAUGCUGUACCACAAAUUUUGGUUGGACUCCGAAACCUGAAGCUUGCUGUACCGCUAGAGACAAGGGAAGGCAAUCGGGGACCAAUUGCAACCAAAACACGUUUGGGUUGGUGCGUUUAUGGAAGUCUCGAUUAUGGAUGUAAACCCGAACACGUCAGCCUUCAUAUCUGCGAAUGCGAUACCAACCGGAAGCUUGAAUCGAUGAUGAAGGAGUACUUCAAUGCGGAUUACACUGGAGUUGCUCCGAUUGAACCACUGGUGUCCGAGGAUAACAAACGAGCUCAAAGGAUUCUUGAAGAGACGACGACAAGGGUUGGAAACCGAUUCCAAACUGGUUUGAUUUGGCGGUACGAUGAAAUUGAUCUACCAGACAGUUUCCACAUGGCUUUACAGCGUCUUCAAUGUUUGGAGCGAAGGAUGACACGGGAUGCAGCUUUGAAGGAGAAUCUCCAUCGGCAGAUCCGUGAAUAUCAGGACAAGGGUUACGCUCAUCGACUAACGCAGGCAGAACUACUUGCAGCGGAUCCUAAGCGGGUAUGGUAUCUGCCUAUCAGCGCUGUGACAAAUCCCAAUAAGCCCGGAAAAGUCCGCCUCGUAUGGGAUGCGGCAGCGAAAGUGGCCGGUAUUUCGCUGAACAGUCUCCUACUGCCAGGACCGGAUUUGUUAACUCCAUUACCCCAUGUCCUGUUCCGUUUCCGACAAUUUCCGGUGGCCGUCUCUGGUGACAUCAAAGAGAUGUUUCACCAGGUCGGUAUCAUUGAGUCCGAUCGGCAUUCGCAGCGUUUCUUGUGGCGCGACAACCCCGAACAAACUCCGCAAAUCUUUGCGAUGGACGUCGCCAUUUUUGGUGCCGCGUGCUCACCGUCAUCCGCGCAAUUUGUAAAAAACAAAAAUGCGCAAGAGCAUGCAUCACGAUUUCCCAAGGCAUCGGAAGAUAUAGUAAAGUGCCAUUACGUGGACGAUUACCUUGGGAGCUACGAGACCAUCGAUGAAGCCAAAGAAGUCGCCGAAGGCGUGAAGGUGGUGCAUUCCAAAGGAGGAUUUGAGAUCCGAAAUUGGGUAUCAAAUAGUCAAGCUGUCGUGGAACAUUUGGGCGGAGAACCAGCGAACGGGACGAAGGAGCUAAUUUCGAAGGGAAACGGCAAUACGGAGCGUGUUUUGGGAAUGCUCUGGCAAUCGGCAGCGGACGAAUUGCGAUUUUCAACGACAUUCCGUAGAGAAAUCGUGGAACUAGUCGACUGCGAAGUUAGGCCAACAAAACGACAGAUGUUGAAGUGCAUCAUGAGUCUCUUUGACCCGCUAGGCCUGCUAGCAUCGUUCUUGGUGCAUGGCAAAAUAAUGAUGCAGGAGGUAUGGAAAACGAAAAUUCAAUGGGACGAGCGAGUUGACGACCACAUCUACGACCGUUGGAAGAAAUGGAUCGCUCUAUUUAGCAAUAUCGAGGACCUCCAAGUGCCACGUUGCUACUUCCAGCACGCUAACGCCAACAUGUACUCGGCACACCAACUCCACAUAUUUGUUGACGCAAGUGAAGACGCGUACUCGGCGGUUGGAUAUUUCCGUGUAGAGGCUCCCGACAAGAGCGUUCUUUGCACGUUAGUAGCAGCAAAAACAAAGGUUGCACCGAUACACCACGUCACUGUCCCGCGACUGGAAUUGAUGGCGGCGGUAUUAGGAAGCAGACUAGCAGCCUUCAUUUCUGAAGGCCAUUCGAUACCGAUCAAACGAAGAAUCUUCUGGUCUGAUUCGCGAACCACUCUCGCUUGGAUCGGAUCGGAACACCGACGUUAUCGACAGUUUGUCGCAUGCAGGAUUGGCGAAAUACUAUCAUCGACAACCACGAGCGAAUGGAGAUGGGUGCCGAGUAAACUCAAUGUCGCCGACGAAGCUACCAAGUGGGGCAGAGGACCCUGCUUCGACGUUCACAGCCGCUGGUACCAAGGACCUGAUUUUUUGUACCAAAAUGAACAGUCUUGGCCUCAGCCGGACCAGAGGAUCACUACCACCGAAGAGGAAAUACGACCGUGCUAUGUUCAUCAAAUACUCACGAUGCCGCUAUUACAAUUCGAACGGUUUUCCAAGUGGGAUCGUUUGUUACGGACAGUAGCAUACGUCGGACGUUUCGUGAGCACGUGCAGGAGACGCAUUGAAGGGCAUUAUACAGCCAAGAGACUGACACAACCAGAACUGCAGGACGCUGAAAUAUUGUUAUGGAGAAUGGUGCAAUUGGAAGCAUAUGCGGACGAGUUGGCCAUUAUCAGGAAGAACGAAGAGUUGUCCGUCGACGAACGAAUGUCACUGGAGAAAGACAGCAUUCUUUUCAAACUAACUCCGGUACUGGAUGAGCAUGGAAUACUCCACGUGGACGGCCGCAUAGGUUCAUCACAAACGACUAUCACCGUAAGUAUCUUCACGCUAACUCUGAGACGAUCGUGA